AUGAUUGUCGAUGAAAUUCGUCGUUGUAAUGAUACAAAUUUAUGUUGGUUAGCAUUAAAUGCAUUAACACAAUAUAAACCGGAAAAAUUUUCCAAAGAAAUUAUUGAUAUUCUUCGUUCAAUUUAUCAUGAACAAGCAGGAAGACCAAAAACAAAUUUACAAAUUCGACAACUUUGUGGUCAACUUUUACUUCGAACAGAUAUUUCAAUUGGUGAUCUUGUUAAUCUAAUUCUUUCAGCUCUUGAUAAAUCAAAUCAUCAAUUAGGUGUUUAUAUGUGGCGUUUAAUUUCUACAAUGGCUGAGCAUGACGAAUUACUUUUUCGAAAAAUAAAAUAUAUAUUUGAUGGUGGUUUAAUUGAUAUAACAUAUGAUAGUUUAGCUUAUAAAGGUCAAUCAGAUUUUUAUCGUCGACCAUUUCUACAAACAUUUGGUUUUGGUGUUUAUUAUACAAUAUCACAAUUAAUGAGUCGUCUUGGAGCUUUACGUGAAAGUGAUUUUGAUCUUCAUAUACAACAAUAUGAAAAGAAAGAUAAAUUUAAUUUAUUAUCUUUUGGUGUAAGUGCUUCAGGAUUGGAAGCUUAUGUUAGUGAUGAUGGAAAAGCAAGUGAUACACCAGAUGAAAAUCUUCAAGCUGAAUUAAGAAUUAAUCUAUUAAAUAUGCAAUUACGACCUGUCAUCUUAUUUAGUGGAGUUACAGGAUUUAUGUCUGCUGUUUGGAGUGCACCAUCGGAGCUUACAUCGGCAUUUAAAAGCAAUAUAAUGAUACAUGAUUUAUCUCGCUAUAUUCAUCUGCAUAAUGGUCUUGUUGUUCAUUAUGAAGCUCAAAGUGCCGCUUCACUUGAUUUAUCUGGUAUGGCAUCUAUAAGUUUAUGGAAUAAAAAUUCACAUUCAGUUAUUCAAGUCAGUUCGGGUCUUAGUGUACGUAGUCAUGUUGAUAUUUUAAAUGAUUUUGUUAUAACAGGCAUUAAUGUAACAAUAAGUACCGAUGUAGUUGUUGAUUAUAUAACUGAUGUUGAUUAUGCUGAUACACCAAUUAAUGUUUGUAUGCAAAUGAGUGUAAAACCCUCGAAAAUUUAUGAUAAUGUGGAAAACUUCUAUUCAUUAAAACGAACAAAAGCUUUUCGAUGGUUUGGUAGUCGUACACGUCAUCUUCUUGGUCAAGACUACACAUUUACACAAAAGAAUGAUGCCAUGUGUCGACAAAUUCAUAUGAUUAAAUAA
Molecule: messenger RNA, 1221 nt
Organism: Rotaria sp. Silwood2
Lineage: Eukaryota; Metazoa; Rotifera; Eurotatoria; Philodinida; Philodinidae
Source: the annotation of a GenBank genome assembly